This is a messenger RNA of Puntigrus tetrazona (Sumatra barb), 1344 nucleotides long. Its product is annotated as MRG/MORF4L-binding protein-like. Gene Ontology annotation, biological process: regulation of transcription by RNA polymerase II. Gene Ontology annotation, cellular component: nucleus; NuA4 histone acetyltransferase complex. NCBI's taxonomy places the organism in Eukaryota, Metazoa, Chordata, Actinopteri, Cypriniformes, Cyprinidae. The record is from RefSeq and is a predicted model, not a curated record.
AGCCAGAGUAAUGUCCGGGUGUGUUGUAUCUGUGUGUGUUGUCGUGUGUUGAUGAAGCGGUGAAGCGUCGCUCAGAGUCGCUGCAGAAACAUGGGGGAAGCCGAGGCUGUGCCGUCCGACGAAAAACAAGCAGAAACCGGCAUCUGUACCGCCGAGGAAUCGAUUGUAUGGAGCCAGGAGGUGGAAGUGUCUUUUCACGCAAUGCUGGGACACAAACCCGUAGGAGUGAAUCGACAUUUCCACAUGAUCUGUAUUCGCGAUAAGUUCAGCCAGAACAUCGGCAGGCAGGUGUCCUCUAAAGUCAUCUGGGAUCACCUGAGCACCAUGUAUGACAUGCAGGCGCUGCAUGAAUCAGAAAUACUCCCGUUUCCAAACUCUGAGAAGAGCUUUGUUCUGCCUGAAGAGAUCAUACAGGAUGUCAAGGAAGGUAAAGUGGGAUCUGAAGAAGACGUGAAGGAGGAGUUCAAAGAAGAAAGUGACCCACCUGCAACCCACGAAGAAGGCAGCAAUUGCUCCGUGAAGCUUUUGGAGAGGUCGGACAGCGGGCGCGAGAAAGAGAGACAGCGGGCAGAGAGGGGGGGCUCAGGUGAGACGGGCAGCGGGUCGAAAGAAUCAGCCGGGGAAAAGAGGAAGAGGAGUCGAGCCGUGGAAAAGGUGAUGAACUCCAGCAACCCCUCCAGCCCUGGGGGAGCCAAACGCCGCAGGACGUAGCCGCAGCUUGCAGCGGGGCGAUUCGGGACAUCAGACAUUUGGAAAGAACUGACGGAGGAAGGCGUAGCUAAUAUUGGUCUCGCUACAGCCAAUGCGAAAGUGAAAUGGCGAGCAGGGGAUGUGUGAUGUUCGUGUGCGUUAUCUGCGGUCCAGGGGGUCACUGCCAGAGGUGUUCACUGACGGACGGAGAAAAUGUAGACGAAGGAAAGACUUUGGUGGUUUCGUAGGAUCUGAUUAGACUGAGGGGGAAAGUAUGUUAAAUAAGCUUUCCUCUGCCGAGUUCGGAAACAAGACAGCAACUUUUUAAAAAAAGAUUCGUGGGAAUUUUAAGUGGUAGCUUUAUUUUAUUUUCGUCAGAGCUGACGUUCUGGAGACGGACCAGAGAAUCAACUAGUUUGUUGUGUGAUUUUGUUAGAACUUGCACUGCAAAUAAGCUGAGGUAGACGUGUUAUAUUAACUGUAUGAAAUAACCUGAUCCUAUUAGCCAAUUAGAUUUGAUCGUUGAUCAAAUGCUUAGGAAAUAGUGAUUGGUAUUUGCACUGUUUCGGAGUCAUGUUUGAUUAAUUUAUUUGGACCGAAUAUGUGUCGAACACAUCAGGAGUAUGUCCCUGAUUAAAAAAUGGUAGUGAACCA